Messenger RNA from Cokeromyces recurvatus, 2283 nucleotides. RefSeq names its product WD40-repeat-containing domain protein. Gene Ontology annotation, biological process: transcription initiation at RNA polymerase II promoter. Gene Ontology annotation, cellular component: transcription factor TFIID complex. Gene Ontology annotation, molecular function: RNA polymerase II general transcription initiation factor activity; protein binding. Lineage: Eukaryota; Fungi; Mucoromycota; Mucoromycetes; Mucorales; Mucoraceae. Bases 167 to 2206 code for a protein of 679 amino acids. The record is from RefSeq and is a predicted model, not a curated record. The transcript is spliced from 9 exons.
ACAGCCUCAGCAACAAGUGCAACCUCCUCAACAAGUACAACCUCAACAUCAAGUGCAACCUCCUCAACAAGUGCAACCUCAACAACAACAAGCUGCUGCUGCUGCCGCUGCUGCUGCCGCUGCUGCCGCUCCUAAUGGAAUACACACACCAGCUGACAUUGAUAAAAUGGUCGCGUCUUAUCUUCAAAAAAAAGGUUAUAGAGCAACUGAAGCCAUUUUUACACGCGAGUCAAAAGGAGAAACAAUUUCACUUGGAAAACUGUUAGAUGACCCAACUGAUGAAAAAGGAAAGAAAACAGAAAAAACAUCAAAUGAUAAUUCAGUAAAGUCCAAGAACACACAUGUUGUAGAACAGACAAAAGAAGAAGAGAAAGAAGAUCCUGAUAUAUAUGAUGUCAGUUAUAAAAGUUUAAGACAAUGGAUUGAAAAUUCUCUUGAUUGGUAUAAGCCUGAACUACGAUCUGUUUUAUUUCCAAUUUUUGUUCAUUCCUAUCUUGAUCUUGUUAGUAAAAAUAUACCUGAAAAAGCAAAAUACUUUAUGGAUACCUAUAGAAAAGAUCAUGUUGAAUUACAUACUUUGGAUUUAAAUACUUUUGAAACAAUUACUGAACCUCAACAUGUCCGCGAAAAUGAAUUAGCACGAAUGUAUAGAAGUAAUAAAUACAAUUUACGCAUGUCAGGUGUCCCUUUUGAAUUAUUUUUGAAUUACUUGCAGGAUAAUAAGUUCAUGAUAUUGCUUCGAAUUGUAAAUCAAUAUCUCAAUAUUCAAGUGGUACAUGGUAAAUUAUUAAAAUCCGCAGGCGGAUUAGAAAUGGACGAUGUGAUUGGUAUCAUUGGACAUCAAGCACAGCAAAUUGAAGAGUUUAAUAAACAGAAGGUGCAACUUGGAUUGCCUCAAUUAGAUCAGUCAUUUAAAGAAGAAGUAGAACAGGCUAUUAAAGAACAAGAAGAUGAAAGUCAACAAGAUGAUAAUAUAUCUUUACUUGAAACUUUCAAAAGAGUCACUCAAGAAAAUACAGCGGAUGGUCCUGCAUUUGGUGAUAUACCACUCCCGCCAUAUAGAGGAACUGAUAUUACUACACAAAUCGAAUCAUUAAAAAACUUGACUCAUACAAUCCCUCUAAAUGAAUCUUCACUACCUAGCAUAUGCUGUUAUACGUUUCAUAAUACACACGACAGUCUAAAUUGUGUGACGAUAACUAAAGAUGCUACUUUAAUAGCUGGGGGAUUUUCUGAAUCCUAUAUAAAGAUUUGGAGUUUAAAAGGAGAAAAGUUAAGAUCACUUAGAAAUACGAUUAAUCCUGCUUUGGUUAAUGAUUAUAAUGAUUUAAAUCGUCAAAAAGAAAGAUAUGGACAUGAAUAUAAGAAAUUAAUAGGACAUUCAGGUCCUGUGUUUGGCCUUAGUUUUAGCCCGGAUAAUAAGUAUUUAGUUUCUUGUUCAGAAGAUAAGACAGCGAGAUUAUGGAGUACACAAACAUUUACCAACUUAGUAAUUUAUAAAGGUCAUAAUAGUCCUGUAUGGGAUGUUGAUUUUGGACCAUUUGGAUUUUAUUUUGCUACUGGAUCUCAUGAUAGAACAGCUCGUCUUUGGAGUUGCGAUCAUAUUAAUCCUCUUCGAAUUUUUGCAGGUCAUUUAUCAGAUGUAGAUACUGUUAAAUUUCAUCCUAAUUCAAAAUAUCUAGUUACUGGUUCAAGUGAUCGUACAUCACGACUUUGGGAUAUACAAAAAGGUACCUGUGUACGUGUAUUUACAGGUCAUACAGGUGCAAUCAAGACAGUCGCUGUUUCUCCUAAUGGCCGUUUAAUGGCAUCUGCUGGUGAAGAUAAAUCAAUUAUGCUUUGGGAUAUUGGAUCUGGUAAAUGUAUUAAGAAAUUAACGGGACAUACAGGCUUUAUCUAUUCAUUGAAGUUUAGUGCAGAUAAUGGUGUACUGGUAUCUGGAGGUGCAGAUAAUACAGUUUGUGUUUGGGAUGUUAAUACUGAUUUAACUUCAGCUACUGUUACUUAUAUGGAUACUGAUCAUGAUAUGAAUGGUACGAAAAGAUUAAAAAUAGAUAAUGAUAAAAAACGCAAAGCUGUUGUUCAUGAAAGCCGUGAACGUCUUGCUGUAUUCCCUACUAAACAAACUCCCAUUUAUGAUAUUCAGUUUACAGACCGUAAUUUAUGCCUUGUUGCAGGUGCAUUUACUCAACAAAAAACUACAUGAUUUUAAAAAAAUAAUAAACCAUUUCCCCUUUUUUAUUAAAUUAUUUAAAUAUAAAAUAAACAUUCUAUUGUUAUUAC